CCAAACUCAAGUUUUGUCAUUACUCAUUCUGUUUUCUGUCCAAAGCUAUCCACUGUGUCCGAAGUUUUAAGACUACAUUUUACCGUACUUUGCGUAAUUAUUAAACUUAAAAAGUUAAAACUACAUUAUUCAGUUAUGUCUUUAUUAUCUGAUGAUGAGAUUUAUGCAAUUGAAAUGAAUUGGAGAGUAAACGCAAUAAGAAUGCCAAAAAUUCUCAAAGGCCACGAAGGUUAUAUAAUUACAUGCUUAGAAUUUUGUGGAGAUCAAGUUGUUAGUGGUUCUGAUGACAAUACACUAAAAGUUUGGUCAGUUCUUACUGGAAAGUGUUUGCAUACAUUGAUUGGGCACACUGGUGGUGUGUGGUCAUCACAAAUGGCUGGUAAUAUAAUAAUUAGCGGUUCCACUGAUCGUACUUUGAAAGUCUGGAACGCAGAAACUGGUCAAUGUACACAUACAUUGUCUGGUCACACUUCAACAGUUCGUUGUAUGCAUUUACACGAAAAUAAAGUUGUAAGUGGUUCAAGGGAUGCAUCACUCAGGUUAUGGAAUGUUAAAACUGGUGAGUGCUUGUCUAUAUUCCUUGGUCAUGAUGGUCCUGUACGUUGUGUUCAAUAUGAUGGGCGAUUAAUAGUUAGUGGUGCUUACGACAAUCUGGUAAAAGUAUGGGAUGCAGAAAGUGAAAUUUGUUUACAUACAUUAUCUGGUCACACUAGUGGUGUAUAUUGUUUACAAUUUGAUAGUUAUCAUAUUGUAAGUGGAUCUUUAGAUAGUAAUAUAAAAGUAUGGGAUGUAGAGACUGGCACAUGUAAGCACACUUUAAUGGGACAUCAAUAUUUAACAUCUAGCAUGGAGCUAAAAGAUAAUAUCUUAGUGUCUGGAAAUGGAGAUUCUAUGGUAAAAAUAUGGGACAUACUUACUGGGAAAUGCUUGUACACUUUGGCAGGAUCUGGUAAACAUAGUUCUGCAGUUACAUGUUUACAAUUCAACACUAGAUUUGUAUUAACUUCUUCUGAUGAUGGGACUGUGAAAUUAUGGGAUGUAAAAACUGGUGAAUUUAUUAGAGAUCUAAUAGCACUAAGAAGUGGUAGUAAUGCUGGCGAUGGUGGAGUUGUAUGGGGAUUACGUGCAAAUGAAACAAAGUUAGUAUGUGCAGUAGGCAGCCGCAAUGGCACUGAAGAAACCAAAAUAUUUGUAUUGGAUUUUGACUUUGACGCAACUGACUACGAGUAACAUAAAAGAACAAAUUUGGUAGUGCGCUUCACAUUUCUACUUGAUGUCUGGCUAAACAAAUUGUUGUUACCGAUAUUAGUUAACUGUCUAUUGAUUAAUGCAUUACCAACAAAAUAGUUUUAGUUUAACUCUUUUAUUUUAAAUUUAUUAUUUUUGAAACAAUGACAAUCAACAUUAGAUUUUUGCAAGGCUGGGGAAGUUAAUGAUUUUUUUUAACUCAGUUAAGUUAACGUACUUAAUUUUUUUCCAACCCAAAACUAAAUUAUAGGAUAUAGUGUUAAUACUUCAUACAGUAUUUACAUAUAAGUUAGAUUCGAAUGAUAUACAUUUUUAACUUUAAACAAUUUACGAUACAUAUUUUUUGACAUUAAAACGAAAUAGACUGAAAUAGUGAAAUAUUAUAAAAUUAAAAACAAAAUAAAUUAACUUAACUUACCUCUUAAAAUUAAAAAUUAACUCGUUAGUUUCACAUUAAUUAAGAAACAAAUUUAGUAAGUUAACAGUUAAGUUAAUGAAAAGCCAAAAGUAACUAGUUAAUGCCCAGCCUUGGAUUUUUGUAAUGAAAAGUAAAUAUUUUAUGAUAUAACUUAACUGAUAUUUAACAAUUUAAGUUAUUCUAUUAUUAUUUAUUUUUCUCUUUUUUUAUAGAUGUAUGUACAAUUUUAAGAUUUGCUUUU
Molecule: messenger RNA, 1907 nt
Organism: Metopolophium dirhodum (rose-grain aphid)
Lineage: Eukaryota; Metazoa; Arthropoda; Insecta; Hemiptera; Aphididae
Product: F-box/WD repeat-containing protein 7-like
Exons: 6
Coding region: 136-1230 (364 amino acids)
Molecular function (GO): protein binding
Source: RefSeq, a predicted model, not a curated record